Molecule: messenger RNA, 2213 nt
Organism: Bemisia tabaci
Lineage: Eukaryota; Metazoa; Arthropoda; Insecta; Hemiptera; Aleyrodidae
Source: RefSeq, a predicted model, not a curated record
CUAUGGAAGCGCAUUUACGACAUGGAGACAAAGAAUCUCCGAUGAGCGCUCAACCGUCUCAGCAUGGCAGUGACUUAAACGAGUAUUACGAAAGUCUGCGAAACAAUGUGAUCACUCUUUUGGAACAUGUUCGCAUUCCACCGAUGAACGAUGGACAGUCUGAUAAACGAAUGGAAAGAGUCGGAAAUGAACACUUUGACAGUUAUUUAAGCAAAUUGCAGUCACUCUGCAGCUCUGCUGGUGAAAUUUCGCACCCCACUUAUUCUGUAAACGAACCUGGCAGGCCUUUGUACGAUCCUGUUAAAUUCAGCCUCCAAGAUUAUACUGUAUUGCCAACACCUAUCUAAAUGUUUCCCUUCCCUCUUUGCUGCCAAGCAUUUUGUACUAUAUAUUUAUGCAUCCCCUCUUUUAUAUCGCUAAAAUUUAAUUUUUUCAAAAUUUAUCCAUUCGAUGGGGAACUUAACGACUUUGAAAUUUUGCAAUGAUCUUACCCCCAAACCAUAAGAUUAUGUAAUGUACUCCAUAAAAAUUGUACUACAACAAAGGAUACACAAAUGAUAAUUUAUUGCAGAGAAGGGCAUACUUUUUGCUGUAUUGUACCUAUAGCAAGUCAACAGCCAUCUUGAGUUCUGUCCCAGUAGCCUAUAACUUUGUCUCUCAUAAGAAAAAAAAAGACUGCCCUUGGUUCGGAAGGAAUCUUCAAGGAGGUAACCUGCAGUCCUGACCUGCAAUCUUCAAACCAUCAAUACUCGGGGUUAACUUCACUAUUUUAGGCGUUACCAAUCCUGAAAUGUUCUUAAAACUUAUUAACAUUUAGAACACAUAACAUUUUAAAGUACGUAUGUUGGAAGCUGUAUUCUAAGCUGAAUGGUGUAAAAAUUGCAUGGCAAUGUUGAUGAUAGUGUAGUUUUGCAGCAUUGGCUCUAUGCAUUUCAGUAAGGAUUAAAUUCUAUGCUUUAGACACCAAUCUUCUCUAUUGUUUAUCAGCUCUAGCAAAGUAACCUGGCAAUGUUGCUGCCUAAAAGUAAUUAAUGUUUCGGCAGGUAAUAAUUCUCUUGCUUAUUAGCUUCAAUUCGAUUUACUGCAUUCUUUACUCGAUGCAAACUCACUAGAAGUCAGGUCAGUCAGUAUGACAGUUACAAAACUCCUGUUUUAAUUUCCUCUUGUGAUUUCAUUUUUUGGAAUUUUUUUUAAAAAUAUCUGAAUCCCCAAGGACCCAACAUAAACCAACAGGACCCACGUAAUACUUAUUAUUUCUCACACAGAAAAAUGUAAAUGAAUCAAAGUGAAUUCUCGAGGCAAGUGCUUAUUUGAACUCAAAUUAAUGCUCAAUGAAUGAAAGUCUCUGCUCAAUCUGCCUUCGAGUGCGUUUAAUUAUUAAACCCAUGGAAAAAUUUGAUUUAAUUCGUGGACACUUAUGGAAAUAAGAAAUACGUUGCUUGACUUGAAUAUUGAAUGAUCUCGUAAUGCUCCCCUGAUAUUUUUUUCAUUUUUAAGUAUUCACCUUUAGUCUGUCUGUCUGUAAGUAUGUAUCAUUAUAGUCUAAUUCUCAGAGAAUCCGAUUAUGAUUUGAGAGUAACAACAAUUUUAAAAGUUAGUGCUAUGGAUCAAGCCGUUAAAGUUUAUCAGUGUAAAUUACUCUCAUCAUUAAUGCAAUUGAUGUAUAACCCUAGGUGUAUUGUUCAUGUUAGUAUAAUUCUUCCUGUAAAUAGGGUAUUUUUGUACAAUACUUGUAAAUUAUGCAUACUGUUUCAAAUUAUUUUUGACUGAUCUUUUUCGAGAUCUUAUAUUUGUGAUAUCCGAAAGAAAUUUUUAUCAAAAUUGCUGAAAUAUCACAAACAUUUUGAAAAAUUGUAUGUCCUUCCUAAAUUUUUAAAUACAUAGACGGAUUCAUUUGUUACUUAUUGUUUUGUGCCGAAAAUCUUCUCUUUAAUGUUAUAUUAUGCCUGUUUAGUUUCAUUCUCUUUUUGUUCUUUUUUUUUCAAUAUUAUUUGUUCCUUGUUCAUUGUUUUUUAUCCUUGUUUUUUCAUCAUCGUAUUUAAAUUCAUUGCUCUUUGAUUUUUACCUAAUCAUUAAGUUUUUAUUUCUAAUGUUUCAUGUAUCAUACUGUGUUAUUUUCUAAAAAAGGAAAAAAAAAUCACAUAGAUCAUCUUUACAGCCAUUAUGGAUAAAACUGAAAUUCAAUUAAAUUCCUUUUUAUGUGCAAACAUACA